AUGGAACAGCUUCCCGCGUCUAUCUGGAGAUACCCGCGACUGAUUACUACUCCACAAUUCCAAGAACUUUUCUCCAAAACCGUUUGGAGGGAGGGGAUCACAAUAGUCCUUACUUUACUGAGGAGUUCGAGGGAGGGGGAUCACAAUAGUCCUUACUUUAUUGAGGAGUUGGAGGGAGGGGAUCACAAUAGUCCUUACUUUAUUGAGGAGUUGGAGGGAGGGGAUCACAAUAGUCCUUACUUUACUGAGGAGUUCGAGGGAGGGGAUCACAAUAGUCCUUACUUUACUGAGGAGUUCGAGGGAGGGGAUCACAAUAGUCCUUACUUUAUUGAGGAGUUCGAGGGAGGGGAUCACAAUAGUCCUUACUUUACUGAGGAGUUGGAGGGAGGGGAUGACAAUAGUCCUUACUUUAUUGAGGAGUUCGAGGGAGGGGAUCACAAUAGUCCUUACUCUACUGAGGAGUUCGAGGGAGGGGAUCACAAUAGUCCUUACUUUACUGAGGAGUUCGAGGGAGGGGAUCACAAUAGUCCUAACUUUAUUGAGGAGUUCGAGGGAGGGGAUCACAAUAUUCCUUACUUUACUGAGGAGUUGGAGGGAGGGGAUCACAAUAGUCCUUACUUUACUGAGGAGUUGGAGGGAGGGGAUCACAAUAGUCCUUACUUUACUGAGGAGUUGGAGGGAGGGGAUCACAAUAGUCCUUACUUUAUUGAGGAGUUGGAGGGAGGGGAUCACAAUAGUCCUUACUUUAUUGAGGAGUUGGAGGGAGGGGAUCACAAUAGUCCUUACUUUAUUGAGGAGUUCGAGGGAGGGGAUCACAAUAGUCCUUACUUUAUUGAGGAGUUCGAGGGAGGGGAUCACAAUAGUCCUUACUUUACUGAGGAGUUAGAGGGAGGGGAUCACAAUAGUCCUUACUUUAUUGAGGAGUUCGAGGGAGGGGAUCACAAUAGUCCUUACUUUACUGAGGAGUUGGAGGGAGGGGAUCACAAUAGUCCUUACUUUAUUGAGGAGUUAGAGGGAGGGGAUCACAAUAGUCCUUACUUUAUUGAGGAGUUGGAGGGAGGGGAUCACAAUAGUCCUUACUUUACUGAGGAGUUGGACGGAGGGGAUCACAAUAGUCCUUACUUUAUUGAGGAGUUGGAGGGAGGGGAUCACAAUAGUCCUUACUUUAUUGAGGAGUUGGAGGGAGGGGAUCACAAUAGUCCUUACUUUACUGAGGAGUUGGAGGGAGGGGAUCACAAUAGUCCUUACUUUAUUGAGGAGUUCGAGGGAGGGGAUCACAAUAGUCCUUACUUUAUUGAGGAGUUGGAGGGAGGGGAUCACAAUAGUCCUUACUUUACUGAGGAGUUGGACGGAGGGGAUCACAAUAGUCCUUACUUUAUUGAGGGAGUUCGAGGGAGGGGAUCACAAUAG
Molecule: messenger RNA, 1410 nt
Organism: Pecten maximus
Lineage: Eukaryota; Metazoa; Mollusca; Bivalvia; Pectinida; Pectinidae
Exons: 2
Coding region: 1-1410 (469 amino acids)
Source: RefSeq, a predicted model, not a curated record